This is a messenger RNA of Drosophila ananassae, 680 nucleotides long. RefSeq lists its product as uncharacterized. Bases 143 to 595 code for a protein of 150 amino acids. The transcript has a single exon. NCBI's taxonomy places the organism in Eukaryota, Metazoa, Arthropoda, Insecta, Diptera, Drosophilidae. The record is from RefSeq and is a predicted model, not a curated record.
UUAGGGUACAGUAAUUUUUUAGUAGGCUCAUGGAAUACAUUCUUGAUACGGAUACACUUAUAAAGCCAGUUGUUUAUUUGGCUUUGACCCUAAAUUUGAAAAGUAUUACAUAAAAACUGGUAUCGCAAUAACCUGCCGCACAAUGAUGCUGAAUCGGGCCUUGACCGGACUAUCGUAUACGAAGACAUCCUAUUCGAAGCGUAGGAUGUCAGAAGAGAGGCUGAUAUAUAAGCGAAAAUCCACCAAAGUAACAAUACAAUCCCGUCCCACAACCUGGCCCGACCUAACCCGUCCGCCAUUUCUUCUGGUCAAGAGCUUCUUUAACUUGCGGCACCUGGACACCGGUUACGAAGCGAAGCAUGUGUCCCAAGCUACGGACGAGCUGAGCUUCAAGCCACACCGGACUCUGCUAGUCGAACUAAUGAAACUACCGGACCGCGAUCGAAACAAUCCGUAUCUACGCAUUUCGGAGCAUUAUGAUUGGGAUCGUAAUCGUUCCAUUGUGCCUUCGAAUCCAAAUCCUCAACCGGAGGAGUUCCUUCAAGCGGACCCACAACCUAUUCAAGAGUCGGAUCCGAUAGCAGAGACGCCGUGAUUCUUGACCCUCCGUAUCGAGCAAUACUCAGUUUGUUUAAUUUCUUUUUUAGUUUAGUAAAUGUACUAAUUUUUCAUCUUGUAAA